UUGUUCAUGAACGACCGUAACUAAAGACUCAUGAAUUGGCGCGCAGCGUCUUUAUUCUGCGUGUUUUCGAUAUUAUAUCGUGCAAAUGGUGGCAAUCGCAAUGUUUUGUUCGAUGUUUCUUAAAAAUUAACCGAACUUGUUUUACGUUGUGCGCAAUAGAAAUAAGAACAACGUUUGUUUCUUGUUUCUGUACACGUAAAAGCUCGCGAUCGACAUGGUGAAGCUUCACAAGAAAUUUUUCACGGGUGAUAAGGUUUUCGCAAAAGUUCGAGGUUAUCCGCCGUGGCCAGCAAGAGUUGAGAGAGUUAUUGAUCCUAAUUCGAAGAAUGCGAAAUACAGUGUUUAUUUCUACGGCACAGGAGAAACUGCUGUGUGUAAAGUUGAUGAACUAUAUACAUAUUUGGAACAUAAAGCAAAAUUUGGUAAACCUAGUAGAAGGAAGUUUUUCCAUGAGGGAUUGGUACAACUAGAACAAGAGCUAAAAAAUGACAGAAAUAAGGCAUCAAAUCUUGCCGACCUCAAAGAAGCUGGAAUUGGUGAAGGAGGAGGUAAAGAAGCUGAAACGAACGUACCAACAGUUAGUGCUGCAGACAGUGAUUUGGAAUCAGGAUCUCUUGUUAUUGAUGAGGAGGAGAAAAAGAAGUCUAUGAAAAGAAGGACUAUCGCUGGAACUCAUCCUGUAAAUCAUUUUUUUUACAUAUUUUCUUAUNAAUCCCUUUCAAAAUAUAAUUCAUUUUUUUUUCUUUUUUUUAAUGUGCAGGCCAUGUUUACCAUACCCGAAGGUCAGUCGUUUUGGCAAUCAUUUUCAGACCAAGUUGUCCAUUUCAAAGAAUUAACGAAGGACAUGCCUGAGGAGAAAGUAUUUUCUCUAAUGUCUGACCCUGCUUGUCCAGAUGCACCAGAGAUUAUACCAGCGGAUGAAAGUGGCAGUCAACCGGAUCCAGAAGCAUCUAUUGAGAGUGCUAAAUCAGAAGUGCCUACUAGGAGCGAAACUCCAAAGGACUCAGAGGCCAAGUAACGAAGCGAUGUUUUUGUAUCUGAUAAAUGUGAAAAACUACACUUAUUUUCUUUUUUACUGAUACGGCAUACCGUAUAACACGAAAAUCACGAAGAAGAGAAAUACGGAUUCACUUUUUCACGCAUAAAAUCACAUAUUCUAGAUAAAUCCGGACACUACGUAUAUUUAAUUCAAAUGGGUCUUCUAGUAAAAUUUUCUCGUUGUCAUUAUCUCGUCUACAAUAUUUAUAGUUAGGAAGCUCACUAUAUGGAUAAACAGUGUUUAAUCGGUUAAGUAUAUUAAAUGAAAUUGGUUAAUUAUAGAGCACUUAAGAAUGUUUAGAAUAGACAUCAUCAUUAUUUACCCUAUUCGAUAACAUAUUUCUUUUAUAAUUACAAUUCCUUCUACGUUCUUGGGCAACACCAAAAAAAUAUAUGUGUAUUCUUGAAGACUGCAUAGAUGUCUUCGUCGUCUAAUGUCAGUUAAACCUUGUCGACUUAAGUAGCAACAGAUAUCGAAUGUAUAUAUAAGAAGAAACAAAAUAUGAAAACAGCAAUACUUUUCUUGUUGGUUUCGAAAUAGAUAUGUGUUUGUAAUUAUUGGGAUAAUGAAUUUUGCUUAAUCUGUUGUGUGUUUCAUCGCACUUUAAAGGCAUAAUUAGAAUAUAUUACUACUAAAUCAGGAAGUGAGAAAAAUAAAAUUUUAAAUAAAUCUCAUCUAAGGAAUAUCCUAAAAGAUUAUAUAGAAAAUACUGUUUAAAUUCAAAUUUUUAGCUUAUUGAAAAAAACUGCGAUUGUAAUGUAAACUAGAAAUUACAUUUUUAUACGAAAAAAAAGAAUAUAAGUACAUAGAUUUUUGUCUCAUUGGUCAAUACCUUUCAGGGCACAAUGGUCAUUCAACGGUAAUUAUUUCCUUUCAAGGUACAGUUUCUAAUAGAUACCAUUAACAUGAAUAUACCUUCAUAUACAUUUGUCGAAAAACAACAAUAUUGUAAAUGUAACAUUGUUAAUAAAAUACAAAAUUGAAACAUU
This is a messenger RNA of Ceratina calcarata, 2028 nucleotides long. Its product is annotated as hepatoma-derived growth factor-like. The record is from RefSeq and is a predicted model, not a curated record. The transcript is spliced from 6 exons. The coding region runs from base 215 to 1018 and encodes 267 amino acids. Lineage: Eukaryota; Metazoa; Arthropoda; Insecta; Hymenoptera; Apidae.